Molecule: messenger RNA, 540 nt
Organism: Trichoderma gamsii
Lineage: Eukaryota; Fungi; Ascomycota; Sordariomycetes; Hypocreales; Hypocreaceae
Exons: 4
Coding region: 1-540 (179 amino acids)
Source: RefSeq, a predicted model, not a curated record
AUGUACAAGGCAAUGUCCGCUUCUCUAGAAGCCACCAACACUGUCAAGCACAUCUUUGAUCUCCUAACGGCAGCUCGAUCUCAUAAGAUCCCUGUCUUUUAUGGGCUGCACCAGCAGUACAACGCAGAGGCCUUUUACGGUUGGACCCAGAUGAAAGCACUUCACGAAUCUCAGAAGGCCGGAAAAGUCUUUGAAGAGGGUAGCUGGGGAGCUAAAAUUUACGAAGGCAUGGAGCCAAAUACAGAGAAUGGUGACUUGAUCUUCAGCAAGCAUUGGUCAAGCAGUUCUUUCCAAAACACUGAUUUGGAUUUUCUUCUCCGUCAGCGAACCAUUACCAAUGUUGUCAUCGCCGGACUUACCGCCAACGCCUGUGUCGAAUCGACCGCUAGAUACGCGUAUGAUCUUGGAUAUCAUGUCACGUUGCUAUCCGAUGCGACAGCUUCAUUUACCCAUGAGCAAAAACACGCAGCUACUGAAGUUGCAUGGCCGCUUUUUGCAUCAAAGGUGGUGACUGUGGAGGAGUACGUAGCUUCUUUGUAA